Molecule: messenger RNA, 4134 nt
Organism: Parnassius mnemosyne (clouded apollo)
Lineage: Eukaryota; Metazoa; Arthropoda; Insecta; Lepidoptera; Papilionidae
Source: the annotation of a GenBank genome assembly
CUGACAACAGAGAACAUCGCUGUUGCUAAACUGAGGACAGGGGCCUGGGAGAUGGGAGUGGUGUCUGUCUACCUGGAGGGAAACAAACCGGUCGAACCAUAUCUGGAUAUGAUUGGGAAGGCCGUAGCAGGCUUAGGUACUGGUAACGUGAUACUCGGUGGGGACGUAAACGCCUGGAAUACCUGGUGGGGUAGUCGGAAAACGGACAAGAGGGGAAUCGAGGUAGCUGCCAAGCUCGAUGAGAUGGAAUUCCACAUAAUUAAUAGAGGAACAGAGCCCACCUUCGAUACUAUUAGAGGUGGCAAAAGAUUCUCCAGCUGCGUGGAUAUAACAACAUGUUCGACGAGCCUACUUGGAAGGGUGGACAGCUGGAGACUGUCCGAAGAGGUAACCAGUUCGGACCACAGGGCAAUUCUGUUCGAUAUAAAUUUAGAAAAAUCAAUAAGCAUAGAUAUUAAAAGAACAACACGGAAAUUUAAUACAAAAAAGGCAAAUUGGAGAGAGUUUCAUGAGAAACUCACUCAAAUUUGGCAAGACAAACAAAUUAAUAAUAUACAGGUGGACAAAAUAUAUACUAAAGAAGAUCUAGAAAAGAAAAUAGGAGAACUCACAGAAUCAAUUGUAGAAGUCUGUCAGAACAGUAUGCCCCAAAUCAAAAAUAAAACACGGAUGGGAUUGCCCUGGUGGACCGAAGAGCUAUCUCGAAGGAAAAAGGAAGUCUCCAGGCUGAAGCGUCGCAUUUCGUAUGCAGCGCCAGUUCGCCGAGAUAUGGUCGUCGAACAGUAUAUCCAAGCAAAACAGGAAUACCAACAGCUUGUUAGAAACGCACAAACCACCAGCUGGAAGGAUUUUUGCAGUAAACAAGACCGAGAAUCCAUGUGGGAUGGCAUUUACAGAGUAAUUGGCCGCACAACUAAAAGACAGGAGGACAUCCCCUUAGUACUGAACGGGAAGACUCUAGGAAACAUAGAAUCAGCCAGAGUCCUAGCGGAGACCUUCUACCCGGAGGAUAAAGAUCAAGAGGAUGACGCGGAACACAGACUGAUAAGGGAAACAGCAGAAACACUCAAUGAAGGGUCACUUGAUGACUCAAGUGAUCCACCAUUUACGGUGGAAGAAUUACUGUGGGCCGCGUCCAGUUUCAAUCCCAAAAAAGCGCCGGGAAAUGACGGUCUCACGGCCGAUAUCUGUGCUGCAGCUAUCGCAUUGGAUCCGACAUUGUUCCUGGCAAUAGCCAACAAAUGUCUCGAUCUUGCGUAUUUCCCCGUGAAAUGGAAGGAGGCGGCAGUAGUGGUGUUGCGGAAACCCGGAAAGGAAGAUUACACGCACCCCAAAGCAUACAGACCUAUUGGGCUACUACCUGUAUUAGGAAAAAUAGUAGAAAAGAUGAUAAUACGAAGGGUAAAGUGGUACAUCGUGCCUAAAAUAAGUAAAAACCAAUAUGGUUUUAUGCCACAGCGUAGCACCGAGGACUCCCUCUAUGACAUGAUACAGUUAAUAAAAAAUAAGAUCAAAGAUAAAAAACUGAUCGUACUUGUAUCGCUUGACAUAGAGGGAGCCUUCGACAACGCUUGGUGGCCAGCAAUUCGAUGUAGGCUCGCCGAGACUGGAUGCCCGAAAAACUUGAGGCGACUGAUCGAUAGUUACUUGCACGACAGAUCAGUGUGCGUCAAGUACUCAGGGGCUGAAUGGGCAAAAAAGACCACGAAGGGGUGCGUGCAGGGAUCGAUAGGCGGCCCAAUAUUCUGGAAUCUCUUGCUCGACCCACUACUGCAAGAGUUAAACGCGAAAGGGGAAUACUGCCAGGCCUUCGCAGACGAUGUGGUCCUGAUUUUCUCUGGAGACAAGGCUUUGGAAGUGCAAGAGCAGGCCAAUGCAGCCCUAGCACUUGUUCAGAGGUGGGGGAUCAAGAAUAAACUUAAAUUUGCUCCGCAAAAAACAAAAGCAAUGAUUAUAACCAACAAAAUCAAAUACGACUCACCACUUCUGAGGAUGGGCGGGGAGAGCAUUGGACUGACCAAAGAAAUUAAAAUACUCGGUCUCACAGUUGACGACGGGUUGACCUUUAACACGCAUGUAAAGAAUGUGUGCUGUAAGGUGCAAAACCUUUAUCGUCAGCUGUGUAGAGCCGCAAAGGUUCAUUGGGGCUUAAACUCCGAGAUUGUUAGGACCAUAUACGUGGCAGUAGUAGAGCCAAUCAUUUUAUAUGCAGCAAGCGCAUGGGCACCGGCAACUAAUAAACAGAUGAUCAAAAAACAAUUCGACAUGGUGCAACGCGGGUUCGUACAAAAAAUCAUUAAAUCAUAUAGAACUGUAUCCCUUCACUCGGCACUCCUACUCGCCGGGCUGCUUCCCUUGGAUCUGAGGGUCCGGGAAGCAGCCUUGCUUUAUGAAACAAAGAAAGGCUAUUCCCGGCGGGUAGUAGGAGAUCGGGAAAUGGAGGGAUCCAUAGGGGGACCUAUCCUGUGGAACAUCCUUCUUGAUCCCCUCCUGAAAAAACUUGCGGACAGAGGUGAUUACUGUCAGGCGUUUGCUGACGAUGUCGUGCUGGUGUUCGAUGGCAAAACAGCUCAAGAAGUCCAGGAUCGUGCCAAUGAUACUCUCGAACGUGUCCGGUCGUGGGGUGUCGAGAAUAAGCUUAACUUCGCACCACACAAAACAUGCGCUAUGAUAAUCACCAGAAAGCUUAAACACGACACACCACGACUGAGCAUGGGAGGGGUUGCAGUUGGCAUGUCGAAGGAAAUAAAAUUGCUGGGUAUGACCAUCGACGAUAAACUGACCUUUAACACCCACGUCGCAAAUGCUUGCAGGAAAGCCAUAAAUAUAUACAAGAAACUCUCCGGAGCGGCAAAGGUCAGUUGGGGCCUUCACCCGGAGGUGAUCAAAAUUAUUUACACGGCGACAGUGGAGCCAGUCAUCUUGUACGCUGCUGGAGCAUGGGGGUCGGCUGCAGAAAAACUAAUGGUCAUCAAGCAGCUGCAGACUGUACAACGGGGCAUCGCCCAAAAGCUCUGCAAGGCUUACCGCACGGUCUCCCUGAACUCGGCACUGGUGCUGGCCGGGAUACUCCCCCUAGACCUCCGAGUUCGUGAGGCGUCCUCAUUGUACGAAGCCAAGAGGGGAUUGCCCCAGUCGGUGCUGGCCAGGAGGGAGGUCGAACGUAUGGCAUCAGCACUUGAGACUCCACAUCCGGCCGAAUGUCUCGAAUUGAAUAUCGUAAGCUUGGCAAAUCAGGACGACGUGAAAAACGCAGUUGUUUGCGAUAUGCAUAUUUACACGGACGGGAGCAAAAUUGAUGGCAAAGUUGGCGCUGCAGUAUCUGUAUGGACUGGCGGGGUGGAGGCCAAAACCCUCAAGCUUGCUCUGCCGGAAUACUGUACCGUCUACCAAGCUGAGCUACUAGCAAUAAGCCGAGCUACUCGAGUCAUUCGCGCACACAACGCCUUGACCUUCGGGAUCUAUAGCGAUUCUAUGGCCGCCCUUCUUACAAUUAAGAACCCCCGUUGCCUUCACCCAAUCGCAGUAGAGGCCAGAGAAAAUCUUAAAGAUAUAUCUCUCCAGGGCAAGGUAGUCACCUUGUUCUGGAUAAAAGCUCACGCAGGUUUUGAAGGCAAUGAGCGAGCAGACCAACUCGCGAAGGAAGCGGCCAAGAAUUCCAAGAAGAAACCGGAUUACGACCUUUGUCCGGUUUCAUUCGUCAAGCGGUGCAUUCGCCAGGCAACGCUUGACGAAUGGAAUCAUAGAUAUAAGACAGGUGAAACGGCCGCAGUUACAAAAAUGUUUUUCCCGGACGCAGUAACUGCAUAUAGAAUUGUCCGUAAGAUUAAAAUAGACAGUCACAAAACACAAGUGAUGACAGGACACGGUGGAUUCUCCGAGUACUUAAACCGUUUUAAGUGCAAGGAGAGUCCAUCGUGUAUCUGCGACCCUGCGAUACCCGAGUCUAUCCCUCACAUAGUGUUAGAAUGCCCCGUCUUUGGCAUAGAACGUUUUGAAGUUGAGAGUAAGAUGAAAACCAGAAUAACGGCUGAAACUGUGAAGGAUAUCAUGGAGAGUGAUCAAAGAAAUGUAUUUCUAGAUUAUUGCGUAAGAAUAGCGAGAAAAGUAAUUGUAAGAAAUAAAAGUAGUUAA